Molecule: messenger RNA, 132 nt
Organism: Dentiscutata heterogama
Lineage: Eukaryota; Fungi; Glomeromycota; Glomeromycetes; Diversisporales; Gigasporaceae
Source: the annotation of a GenBank genome assembly
AGUAGUGAUAAUAGUACUUCAUCACCUACAACAUGGCAAGACACUUUAUCUCGUAGUAAUGCAUCUAGCCUAAUAACUAAGAUGUCAGUUUGCAAAAGAAUGUUUUUGAAAAGUUGGAGUACUAAAGAAUGG